GGACGUAGAAUGCUUAUGCCGAAACGAGCAUUGUGAACCGCAAGUGGAAUGGUGGGAAUAGACAUCUUGCAGCAUGGGACUCUGAUCUCUUACAGGGGUAAUGCGCCAUCGUCUACGCACAUUUGUGCAUAUAUUGGCAUACACCAGUUGCCUUGUUUCUAUGGACAACUAAGAACAGCAGCCGACCAUGAGCAGCAAGUCUCGUCCGUUCCCCGGAGCCGUAGCUGUUCCACUUCGUGUUCCAACAGCAAUUGAACCACCAUGUCCGCCAACAUGCCCUCCAUCCUCGCCGAGGCUCUUUCCCAAAUACAUUGUCACGGGCGAAACAAUGCAAGCCGUAUCUCCAUGUGCGGCCAUUGAACUGAUUGAUCGACUCAAAGAGGAUAAGGACGAGCGAGGCGGGACAAAAUGGGGGUUUAGGUGGAUAGACGCCAAAACCGUCUUGAUGAUUUGGCGGAAAUCUGGUAAUCCGAGCGGUGAUUUUGGAUUAAUACUUCAAGAAAUCCUCGGCUGGCCUGAUCAUGAAGUAGUGCUGCAAAGAGUAUAUUGCGAAAAACGUACGUUAGUUUAAGUGUGGUGGUCCAAGCAUCUGGAGGUAGUUUUAUAAUGCAGUUUUUAAACUUUUGUUGCUCAAUUGUAUCAACGGGGGAAUCAUGUGCAUGUAAACAGUCAACUAGAUAUUGACUCUCAUCAAGUGCCAAUGUUUGAGCGGAGCAAUCAAGUAUACAAUCCUGAUCCAGGCUGCAGAACAUGUAGAGCUAGCCUAUACUACAUCAUUACCGCUGCUUGAC
Verruconis gallopava is the source of this 791-nucleotide messenger RNA. RefSeq lists its product as uncharacterized. The record is from RefSeq and is a predicted model, not a curated record. The transcript is spliced from 2 exons. Bases 188 to 571 code for a protein of 127 amino acids. NCBI's taxonomy places the organism in Eukaryota, Fungi, Ascomycota, Dothideomycetes, Venturiales, Sympoventuriaceae.